UUAAGAAUGAACCUUAACCCAAACAAAUACAGCUUGAGUUGAACGACGCACCCAAACCACGAAACAUCACUUUUCUGUGUUCUGACCUACAACAUCAUCCAUUUCUCCACUCCUGCGUUGUAGCCGCCCAAUCAACAUUUCUUGCAUCAAUGGCGGAAACUCCCAACAACUCUCAAACUCUUGCUGAGCAAUACUAUGUGAAUGACAAACAAGUGAAAACAGAUGUAGUUGAAAAACCUGUUGUAGUCGAGGAAGUUGAAAAGCCAAAGGCGGCUACUUCUGUGGAAGCUGUUGUUGAAAAAACUGUAGAAGAAACAGUUCCUGCUGCCCCUGUGGUUGCUCAAGAAAGCAGUGAAGUUGCCCCUCCUCCCGCUGAAGAAAACACUCAAGAGCCAAGUAGUGAAACUGUUGAAGAAAAUUCUGGUGAUCAAGAGGAAGCUGAAGAGAAACCUGAAAUUAAGCUUGAAACUGCUCCAGUAGAUUUCCGUUUUCCAACUACUAAUCAAACAAGGCAUUGCUUUACCCGAUACAUUGAAUAUCAUCGAUGUGUGGCUGCAAAGGGAGACGAUGCACCAGAAUGCGAUAAGUUUGCUAAGUAUUACCGUGCUCUUUGCCCUGGUGAAUGGGUUGACAGAUGGAAUGAGCAACGCGAGAAUGGAACAUUCCCAGGCCCGCUGUAGGUCAAAUAUGUCUCAGAUAGAUGCGCAAUUCACUUGCAGUAUUACAUUUAAAAUUGCAAGAGACAAACUUCCAAACACUUUGGGGCAUGUUCAAUGUUACGCAUUGGGUUAAUAAGAAAUUUUGCUUUUCUAUUUAAAAACCAGAUUGAGUUGUAAAAUUGCAGGAAAUGCUUCUGGUGAAAUGUCCAGAGAAAUGUCUUAUUUAAUGUAUUCCUAACAUAGGGAUUGCUGUGGAGUUUUUUAUACCCCCAAAAUAAUAAAAGUACCUCAAGUUAUUAUAAAA
Molecule: messenger RNA, 963 nt
Organism: Trifolium pratense (red clover)
Lineage: Eukaryota; Viridiplantae; Streptophyta; Magnoliopsida; Fabales; Fabaceae
Product: cytochrome c oxidase subunit 6b-1-like
Exons: 5
Coding region: 150-680 (176 amino acids)
Cellular component (GO): respiratory chain complex IV; mitochondrion
Source: RefSeq, a predicted model, not a curated record